Colletotrichum godetiae is the source of this 1598-nucleotide messenger RNA. RefSeq lists its product as uncharacterized. The transcript has 2 exons. Bases 339 to 1499 code for a protein of 386 amino acids. NCBI's taxonomy places the organism in Eukaryota, Fungi, Ascomycota, Sordariomycetes, Glomerellales, Glomerellaceae. The record is from RefSeq and is a predicted model, not a curated record.
UACGGCAUCAGAGCCUCUCUCGUCCAUAGACGGAGAAUCCGUGCCUCCUCCUGUGAGAGAUGCUCAUAGUCUGCGAAGCCGCCACAGCCAUGUCGUCAAAGAAGGAAUGCGAUAACUUGAUAGACAGCCUGACUACUGUUCCUCUCCUUCACAAGCGCGUCAAGGAGUUGCUAGAUCACUCGCAGCAACCGUUAGAUGAUGCGAUCCUUUGCUCCCUAUCCAGAAUCAGGGCCGAAGUCGAGUUUCUUGACGAUACCAUUGCGCAACUUUUCAGUUGUCUCGGUGAGCAUGGCCGACUUUGAAGUUCUAGGCCGAUCUAUAUGUUCUAACCGGCACCAAUGUUCCCUUUAGGACCCGACACUGGCAAGCCGGGCACCGCGGAAGCAGACGUUCUGUCCGUCCGCUUGUCGCCUACUUCCUCUACCGUCACUGGCAGGGAAGAAGCGUCCGAUGUGCCUCUGAAUUCGACACUGACCGCAGAGAACAUCGCAAAUCUGACCCGAAAUGAUCGUGCCGCUGGAAGACAAUACCGAGCCGACCUGAUCCCAUCUUUUGAAGUACGGGGGAGCGCCGAGAAAUGCGGAUUGCCCGGUCCAUCGCAUGACAUCGUGGAGAUGCCUACGCGAUUCCUCGCAUUGACUCGGUCAACCCGUAACGUGUGUUUCGUUGAUUUAACAAAAGAACAUAGCUCCAGGUAUGGCCCCGACCUGGAUACCGCGUCUAUGGUAGACGUCAGUUCCGAUCGCAAUCCCGACUUCGCCACCGAGUCGAGACCCAACCGUAAGCCGUCUUCGAAGAGCAUCGUGAGAUUGAUUGAUCGAGCAGUCGAGCAUGCCCACGUCGGUUGGUUAUCGUGCCGAGACCAAGCUCAAUUCAGACAAAGGCUUGGUCAAUUUUGUCCAGGACGGUAUGUUGACGACGUUGUUUUCCUUGCCAUGCUUCAAUCAGUGUGUUGUACCUCUACACUUCAGAUCAUAGACCCAUUGCUUGUGAGAUUCACAGAGCCGUUCUUAACCUCGGGCGCUUUCGUGUUCGCCAAGGGGUUUGACGGGAUCGUACUGCCAAUCAACGUCAAUGCAGCAGAUCAGAUGUCAGAUCACGACAGAAAUCAUUGGAUUCUUGCAAUUGUCAACUGGAAAGCGGCGACAUUUGACGCCUUUGGAAUGCAGCCAACUGCCUUUUCUCGAUGGAGCAAAAGGGUCGAUGAAUACGUCUCAGAACUUCGCGGCGUAGUGAUGCGACUCGAGAAGAGAUCUCACAAACUGGGACCGUAUGUAGAUGACUCAUGCUGCGCUUUCCUCUGCACUUACGCUUUUGAGCGCUACCUGGGCAAGGCACCUCGACAUCAAAAACGAUGGCCCACGGGUCCCGCGUUGCGAGAACACUACUUGCGCAGACUUCUUAACCAUUGGCAGCUGCCCGCCGGUCAUCCUACGAAAGGGUCGCAGCAUUCGGCUUCUGGUAACGGACCAAGGCUUGGACGAGCGCCUCUCUGUUGACAGAGCCAAAGUAGUGGGGGGGCGCUCUAUCAGAGGGAGACGCCGCGACACAGUCACGUUGAGAAAUCCCCCGAACCCAGCGAUCGUAAUCUACGUCAG